Messenger RNA from Pyrus x bretschneideri (Chinese white pear), 1291 nucleotides. RefSeq names its product (S)-coclaurine N-methyltransferase. NCBI's taxonomy places the organism in Eukaryota, Viridiplantae, Streptophyta, Magnoliopsida, Rosales, Rosaceae. The record is from RefSeq and is a predicted model, not a curated record. The transcript has 8 exons. The coding region runs from base 1 to 1068 and encodes 355 amino acids.
AUGAACAGAGUAAUGCAAGCACCGUACGAUGCUACCGUACGGUUCGCGCUGGCUUCGCUGGAGCGGAAUCUGCUGCCGGACGCGGUCGUGAGGCGGCUGACACGGCUGCUCUUGGCGAGCCGUCUCCGGUCCGGUUACAGGCCUUCCUCCGAGCUCCAGCUGUCCGACCUCCUUCAAUUCGUGCAAUCUUUGAAGGAGAUGCCCAUAGCCAUAAGGACUGAUGAUCCAAAAGCUCAACACUAUGAAGUUCCCACAUCUUUUUUCAAGAUGGUGCCUGGGAAAAAUCUCAAAUAUAGUUGUUGCUACUUCAAUGAUGAGUCACGCACAUUGGAGGAUGCUGAGAAAGCAACGUUGGAGCUCUACUGUGAAAGGUCACAGAUAAAAGAUGGUCACACUGUUCUUGACGUGGGGUGUGGCUGGGGAUCUUUGUCUUUGUACAUUGCGCAGAAAUAUAACAACUGCAAGGUUACCGGGAUCUGCAACUCAACGACACAAAAAGCUUUUAUAGAAGAACAAUGCCGGAAUCUUCAGCUGCAGAAUGUGGAGAUCAUCGUCGGAGAUAUCAGCACGUUUGAAAUGGAGGCUUCCUUUGACCGAAUAUUUUCGAUUGAAAUGUUUGAGCAUAUGAAGAACUAUAAGGAUCUUCUGAAGAAGAUAUCCGGGUGGAUGAAAGACGACGGCCUUCUGUUUGUUCAUCAUUUCUGCCAUAAAGCAUUUGCUUACCACUUUGAGGAUAAAAGUGAAGAUGACUGGAUUACUAGGUACUUCUUCAGCGGGGGUACAAUGCCCUCAGCAAAUCUGCUGCUUUAUUUCCAGGAUGAUGUUUCCAUUGUAAAUCAUUGGCUCGUCAACGGGAAGCACUACGCGCAAACAAGUGAAGAGUGGCUCAAAAGAAUGGAUCGGAACAUGGCUUCCAUAAAACCGAUCAUGGAGUCAACUUACGGCAAGGAUUCAGCCGUGAAAUGGAUGGUAUAUUGGCGAACAUUCUUCAUUUCCGUUGCAGAACUCUUUGGGUUCAACAACGGAGAAGAAUGGAUGGUUGUUCAUUUCCUAUUCGAGAAGAAAUGAAGCAAUCAAAACUCUGCUCUAACACGAGGCAAUGCCGAUGGAAAAUCGAGUGCAUCUUCGUUGUUCAAUAAUGCUUCCUUCAUCUUAACAUUGUAACAGCAGUCACCGGUCAGCAAUGUCAAAAGGAAAUCAAGAUCGUAUUUGUUGUUCUAUAAUGUGACUGUUGAGGGAUUGUAAAAGUGUAAACCCUUCAAAUUAUCAAACAGUUUGCUGGUUGAUCACA